Molecule: messenger RNA, 1959 nt
Organism: Parascedosporium putredinis
Lineage: Eukaryota; Fungi; Ascomycota; Sordariomycetes; Microascales; Microascaceae
Source: the annotation of a GenBank genome assembly
AUGCAGUCUCUCCGCACACUUUCACCUCGCACCCUCUUCUUCUCUUCUUCUUGCUGCAGGGACAGCAACUCCACCCGGCUUGCCAGGCUUCAACAUCUUCGACCCCGCUACUUCAACACCGCGAAUAACCCUACUUACUACGCCGCCAAGUUCAAGGCGCGCACCAACAACACCCAAGGCAAAAUGGCUUCCACCGCAACUACUCUCAAGGGCCAGCCCCUCGACCGCGCCCUCCUCGACCAGACCCUCCGUCGCCGUCUAUUCUACACCCCUUCCUUCGAGAUCUACAAUGGUGUUGCUGGUCUCUACGACUACGGUCCUCCCGGCUGCGCUCUGCAGGCCAACAUCAUCGAUAUCUGGCGCAAGCACUUCGUCAUCGAGGAGGACAUGCUCGAGGUGGACUGCACCGUGCUGACCCCCGACGAGGUCCUCAAGACUAGUGGCCACGUUGAAAAGUUUGCCGAUUGGAUGUGCAAGGAUCCCAAGAACGGCGAAAUCAUGCGUGCCGACCACUUCGUCGAGGAGGAGCCCGAGGCCGAGGGCGACAAGAAGAAGAAGAAGAAGUCCAAGGGCAAGGCUGAGGUCGUCAAGCUCGACGACGCCGUCGUCCAGCAGUACGAGGAGAUUCUCGCCCAGAUCGACAACUACAACGGCGAGCAGCUCGGCGAGCUCAUCGUUAAGCACGACCUCAAGAACCCCGCCACCGGCGUCCAGCCCUCGCCUCCCAUCCCCUUUAACCUCAUGUUCCAAACCGCCAUCGGCCCCAGCGGCAACCUCCAGGGCUACCUCCGACCCGAGACGGCCCAGGGCCAGUUCCUCAACUUUGCCAAGCUUCUCGAGGCCGGUCUUUUGCGUGUACGCGAGUUCCUCAUGGCCGAGGUCGAGCACUUUGUCGACCCCGAGGGCGGCAAGAAGCACGAACGCUUCCACGAGGUGGAACAUGUUGAGCUCGUCCUGCUCGAUCGCCACGUCCAGCUCUCUGGCAAGACGAAUUUGACCAAGAUGACCAUUGGCGAUGCCGUCAAGAACGGGGUUGUCGAUAACGAGACUCUUGGCUACUUCCUCGCCCGUAUCUUCCUUUUCAUGAAGAGGAUUGGCGUGGACGAGUCCAAGCUGCGCUUCCGCCAGCACAUGGCCAACGAGAUGGCGCAUUACGCCGCCGACUGCUGGGACUGCGAGCUCCUCACCUCGGCCGGCUGGAUCGAGUGCGUGGGCUGCGCCGACCGAAGCGCCUACGACCUGAGCGUCCACGCCAAGAAGACGGGCGCUGCCCUCUACGUGCGCGAGCGCCUCGACGAGCCCAAGAUCGUUGAGGAGUUCGAGGUCGAGAUCGACAAGAAGCAGUUUGGUCCCCGCUUCAAGAAGGACGCCAAGGCCGUCCAGACGGCGCUCGAGGAGUCGAACCAGCAGGAGCGCGAGGGCUUCGCCAAGACCCUUGCCGACAGCGGCAAGAUCACCGUCAAGGUGGCUGGUGUGGGCGACGGCAACGUCGAGGUCACGAGCGACCUGGUCAAGAUUGAGCGCAAGAAGCGCACGGUCAACAUUCGAGAGUACACACCCAACGUCAUUGAGCCGUCGUUCGGUAUCGGUCGCAUUCUCUACUCCCUCAUGGAGCACAGCUACUGGACUCGCGCCAGUGACGGCGGUGAUGAGGCUCGAAGCAGGCUCCGCCAGCUCGGUAUUUCGAGCAAGGUUGAUGCGUCGUCUGCAACCAUUGGCAAGCGCUACAGCCGUAAUGACGAGCUCGGUACCCCUCUCGGUGUGACGAUCGAUUUCCAGACCGUCAAGGACGGCAGCCUAACGCUGCGCGACCGCGACACCAUGGUUCAGGUGCGCGCCGACGAGGACAAGAUUCUUGAGGCCAUCAAGGAUAUUGUCGAGGGCAACAAGACUUGGGCGGAUGUCGAGAAUGAGCUGCCCAAGUUUGUUGGCCAGGAGUUGGAGGUUGAAGUGCGAUAG